AUGGUCUGCGGCAGCCCGGGAGGGAUGCUGCUGCUGCGGGCCGGGCUGCUCGCCCUGGCUGCGCUCUGCCUGCUCCGCGUGCCCGGAGCGCGGGCGGCAGCCUGUGAGCCCGUCCGCAUCCCCCUGUGCAAGUCCCUGCCCUGGAACAUGACCAAGAUGCCCAACCACCUGCACCACAGCACCCAGGCCAACGCCAUCCUGGCCAUCGAGCAGUUCGAAGGUCUGCUGGGCACCCAUUGCAGCCCGGAUCUGCUCUUCUUCCUCUGCGCCAUGUACGCGCCCAUCUGCACCAUUGACUUCCAGCACGAGCCCAUCAAGCCCUGCAAGUCUGUGUGCGAGCGGGCCCGGCAGGGCUGUGAGCCCAUCCUCAUCAAGUACCGCCACUCGUGGCCGGAAAGCCUGGCCUGUGAGGAGCUGCCGGUUUAUGACCGCGGCGUGUGCAUCUCUCCCGAGGCCAUCGUCACUGCAGACGGAGCCGAUUUUCCUAUGGAUUCUAGUAAUGGAAACUGUAGAGGGGCAAGCAGUGAACGCUGCAAAUGUAAACCUAUCAGAGCUACACAGAAGACCUAUUUCCGAAACAAUUACAACUAUGUCAUUCGGGCUAAAGUUAAAGAAGUAAAGAUCAAGUGCCAUGAUGUGACUGCAGUAGUGGAGGUGAAGGAGAUUUUAAAGGCUUCUCUGGUAAACAUUCCAAGGGACACUGUUAACCUUUACACCAGCUCUGGUUGCCUGUGUCCUCCACUUAACGUCAAUGAAGAGUAUCUCAUCAUGGGCUAUGAAGAUGAGGAACGCUCCAGAUUACUGUUGGUGGAAGGUUCUAUUGCUGAGAAAUGGAAGGAUCGACUUGGUAAAAAAGUUAAGCGCUGGGAUAUGAAGCUCCGUCAUCUUGGGCUGAAUAAAAGUGAUUCUAGCCAUAGUGAUUCCACUCAGAGCCAGAAGUCUGGUAGGAACUCUAACCCCCGGCAAGCACGCAACUAA
This is a messenger RNA of Mesoplodon densirostris (Blainville's beaked whale), 978 nucleotides long. It is a transcript of the gene FRZB, whose product is annotated as frizzled related protein. Bases 1 to 978 code for a protein of 325 amino acids. The transcript has 6 exons. Gene Ontology annotation, cellular component: cytoplasm. Gene Ontology annotation, biological process: canonical Wnt signaling pathway; non-canonical Wnt signaling pathway. NCBI's taxonomy places the organism in Eukaryota, Metazoa, Chordata, Mammalia, Artiodactyla, Ziphiidae. The record is from RefSeq and is a predicted model, not a curated record. Gene Ontology annotation, molecular function: Wnt-protein binding.